Molecule: messenger RNA, 1701 nt
Organism: Acanthisitta chloris (rifleman)
Lineage: Eukaryota; Metazoa; Chordata; Aves; Passeriformes; Acanthisittidae
Gene: NEBL
Product: nebulette
Exons: 15
Biological process (GO): cardiac muscle thin filament assembly
Cellular component (GO): Z disc
Molecular function (GO): actin filament binding
Source: RefSeq, a predicted model, not a curated record
AAAGAGUAUAGAAAAGAUUUGGAAGAAGGGAUGAAAGGAAAAGGAAUGACAGUGUUUGAAGAUACACCAGACUUGAUUAGAGUGAAAAAUGCAGCUCAGAUACUAAAUGAGAGACAAUACAAGAAAGACCUGGAAACUGAAAUCAAAGGGAAGGGCAUGGACGUUGGUCCAGAUACGCCGGAGAUAAGACGAGCCAAGAAAGCUUCUGAAAUUGCAAGCAUGAAAGAAUACAAGAAAGACUUGGAGAAUGAAAUUAAAGGCAGGGGAAUGGAAGUGAGCACAGAUACCCUUGACAUACAACGAGCUAGAAAAGCUUCUGAAAUUGUCAGCCAGAAAGAAUAUAAAAAGGAUCUGGAGACUGAAAUUACAGGAAAAGGGAUGCAAGUUGGCCCAUAUACUCCAGAUAUAUGAGCCCAAAAGGCUUCAGAAAUAGCAAGCCAGAAAAUGUACAAAGAUGAAGCAGAGAAGAUGCUGUCUAACUAUUCUGCUGUCCCAGAUACUCCCGAGAUGGAGAGGAUAAGAAGUACUCAGAAAAACAUCAGUUCAGUGUUUUAUAAGAAGGAAGUAGGAGCAGGCACAGCUGUAAAAGAGACUCCAGAGAUUGAAAGAGUAAAGAAAAAUCAACAGAAUAUUAGUUCGAUUAAAUACAAGGAAGAAAUUCAGCAUGCAACAGCGAUUUCGGAUCCACCUGAACUAAGGAGGGUUAAAGAAAACCAGAAGAACAUUAGCAAUGUUCAGUACAAAGAACAGCUCUGCAAAGCUACACCUGUGAGUGUCACCCCUGAGAUGGAAAGAGUCAAGAGGAAUCAAGAGAAUGUUCACUACAGAGAGCAACCUGGCAAAGCUACUGCUGUGAGUGUCACUCCUGAGAUAGAGAGAGUCAGGAAGAAUCAAGAUAAUAUCAGCUCGGUCAAGUACAGCAGUGAUCAGAGGCAGAUGAAAGGUAGACGUAGUGUGCUCCUAGACACACCUGAGCUAAGGCAUGUCAAAGAAACACAAAACCACAUCUCAAUGGUAAAAUACCAUGAAGAUUUUGAGAAGACAAAGGGCAGAGGCUUCACCCCAGUGGUAGAUGAUCCUAUAACAGAGCGUGUACGGAAAAACACACAAAUUGUGAGUGAUGCAGCAUAUAAGGGUGUGCAUCCACAUAUUGUUGAAAUGGAUAGAAGACCUGGAAUAAUUGUUGAUCUUAAAGUUUGGCGCACAGAUCCUGGCUCCAUCUUCGACAUUGACCCUCUGGAGGACAAUAUUCAGUCUAGGAGUCUGCAUAUGCUUUCUGAAAGAGCAAGCCGUUACAGUAAGCAGUAUUUCCGUUCUGCCAGUCUGGGAGAUUAUAAAUCAGAUGACUCUGACACGAACCCUACCUUUUCUUACUGCAGUGAGAUAACAAGGCCAUGUGAUGAAGGAGCCCCUGUUCUCCCUGGGGCAUACCAGCAAAGCCCAACUCAAGGAUAUGGAUACAUGCACCAGACCAGUAUGUCAUCCAUGAGGUCCAUGCAUUCACAGCCUCAUUCAGCAAAUCUGAGAACAUACAGAGCUAUGUAUGACUACAGUGCUCAAGAUGAAGAUGAAGUUUCCUUCAGGGAUGGUGAUUAUAUCAUCAAUGUGCAACCAAUUGAUGAUGGUUGGAUGUAUGGUACUGUUCAGAGAACUGGGAAAACAGGAAUGCUUCCAGCAAAUUAUAUUGAGUUUGUUAACUAA